CCUAUCAUCCCUGCAGUGAAUGGGGAAAUACUCUGUUUAGACUCAAUACAACAUUUCUAACCACCUUGAGAGAUGGCGAAGUAUUCAACGAAGAUACUUCAGCACAGCACACUUGUACAUCAGCGCAAGGGGCAGAAUGUUACACAGCAAAUGGGGCGGACUAUCGGGGCACUCAGAACCAAACGUCCUUGCAUGCGGGGAGACCUUGUCUCUUUUGGAAUGAAACUUUUCAGCAUCCUUACAAUACCCUGAAAUACCCCAAUGGAGAGGGAGGGCUCGGAGAGCACAACUACUGCAGGAACCCUGAUGGAGAUGUCAGCCCCUGGUGCUACAUUGCAGAGUGUGAGGAUGGAGUGUAUUGGAAAUACUGUGAGAUUCCGGCUUGCCGAAUGCCUGGGAAUCUUGGCUGUUACAAGGACUAUGGAGAUCCACCUCUUACUGGCAUCAGUGAGACCUCAAACAAACUCACUAUCCAAACCUGCAUCAGCUUCUGCCGAAAUCAGCAGUUCAAGUUGGCAGGCAUGGAGUCAGGCUAUGCCUGUUUCUGUGGGAAUAACCCUGACUAUUGGCGCUAUGGGGAGGCAGUCAGCACAGAAUGCAACAGUGUCUGUUUUGGCGACCAUACCCAACCCUGUGGUGGCGAUGGCAGGGUCAUCCUCUUUGACACCCUCAUUGGUGCCUGUGGAGGGAACUACACCUCCCCAACAUCUGUGAUCUAUUCCCCAGAUUUCCCUGACACCUAUGCCACAGGCAGGGUCUGCUACUGGACCAUACAAAUUCCAGGAGCAUCUCAGAUCCAGUUCGACUUCACUCUCUUUGACAUCAAGGACUCCACAGACAUGGUGGAGGUGCUGGAUGGCUACACCUAUCAUGUGCUGGCUCGUUUUGAUGGCAGGAACCAGCCUCCCAUCUCUUUUAAUGUCUCUUUGGAUUUUGUCAUUUUGUAUUUUUUCUCAGAUCAAAUCAAUCAGGCCCAGGGAUUUGCUGUCGUGUACAGAGCUACCAAAGAAAAGCUACACCAGGACAUUACUACAGUCGAUCAGAAAUUUACUGAGGUGAUAACUGAACAAGCAAAUCUCCGUAUCAAUGCAGCCCAGUCUUCAAAGAUACUUUAUGUCAUCACAACCAGCCCGAGUCAUCCCCCUAGCAUCAUGCCUGAGUGGACAGUAUAUGGCCUCACAGCUCUCCUCAUCCUAACUGUCUCAGCCAUAUUGGCAAAGAUACUUCUGCAUUUCAUAAUGAAAUCUCAUCAGGCACCUCCUUCAGCUGAGAUAGGGGAUUCUCACCAAGCAACUACUGCAGGAGAGAUCUGGAGUAUUUUUUACAAGCCAUCCACCUCCAUCUCCAUCUUCAAGAAAAAAUUUAAGAGCCAACAAGAUGAUUGCAACCUCCUUGUGGGAAACUAA
Molecule: messenger RNA, 1406 nt
Organism: Terrapene triunguis (Three-toed box turtle)
Lineage: Eukaryota; Metazoa; Chordata; Testudines; Emydidae
Gene: KREMEN1
Product: kringle containing transmembrane protein 1
Exons: 9
Biological process (GO): Wnt signaling pathway; multicellular organism development
Cellular component (GO): plasma membrane
Source: RefSeq, a predicted model, not a curated record